GAGGGUGUGGAGAGUGCAGGAUGACCCACCCCUAACCGGCUGACACGGCUCGUCUUAGUUUAACCCGACAUGACUUCAGAUCAAACCUUAGUGGAUUACCUUUAACAGCGUUUAAACAAUGCGAACUUGGUAAAAAGAAGGAAUAAGUAGCGGAAUUUUGAGAAGAACUAGUCUACACGCGCAGAGAAUUAAGUUACACUAUUAAGUUACACUAAGAGAAUCUGCACACAGAACAUUUGAUAUCUUUUUCUUUUUAGAACUAUGGUAAACAGGUGUGCAGUAAGUAUGUGAGUGGGGUUACUCGACAACUCGGCGUUUUUUUCCGUCAUUGCCUUUGGCGUUUUCAAAAGACAACUACAACUCAGGAAGCGAAGCCAAGACGGAUGUCGCUACCACAACCAGACAACGUGAAAUAUACCACGUCGUGCGACGUUUGCUUGCAAACCGCGACUCACUCUUGGAAACUCUAACUCAUUCUGUGGCGUCGUUAGUUCAGUUUUUCGUAAAGAUCACAAAGAAGCGGUUUUAAAGAGAGGGUGUUCAAUGAAAGAUCUCCCUGUUCACCCUUAAAUCGUCUGGAUAAUAAACAGGACCGCCAGCCCGAUGGGAUCUCAAGGGCCAGGACGCAAAAGAACUCCUAACAAAAAUGGCUUGACCGCUGAGGAGGAUGCGCUGAAUUUAAUAGCAAGAGAGGCUGAAAGUCGACUGGCAGCUAAGAGGGCAGCCAGAGCAGAAGCCCGUGAAAUCCGCAUGAGGGAGCUGGAGAGGCAGCAGAAAGAGAUCUAUCAGGUCCAGAAGAAAUACUAUGGAUUGGAUAACCUGGACAACAAAUGGGGGGACAUUGAGCAGUGGAUGGAGAACAGUGAACGCUAUACACAACCCUCCCAGAGACAUGGCUUGAUGUCAGAUGAUGAAGAGCGGACAUCAGUGGGGAGCAGGAACAGCCUGCAGUUGAAUUUAGAAUCAGUGGGGGCACAUGAAGGGCUCUCCCAAGUGUCAUCAUUAUACUCGUACAAGAAUUUGAAGAAGAAGAACAGGAAGAAGAAAAAACAUUCUUCUCAAACUAGCAAUGGCUAUGAUGAUGAUUACAACACAAAGUCCAGUCGGGGAUCCUUAGAAGAAAGUCUCUGCAGUAGCUCUUGGCGCUCCAGUUCGCGUGCUCCAUCUGAGUAUAGUGAGCUUUUGGGUUCAAGCUACAGGAUGUCCUCCAGAGUGAGCUCCAGGUGUUCCAGCCCAGCGGAUACAGCUGUUGGAAGUUGCCUUCCCAAAGACCUGGAUCAUGUGACCAUCCCAGACUUGCCAAACAUCAGUAGGAGACUGCUUGAGGGUUCCUCUCGGGGAUCAACUUUAUCUACUGCCACUCUUACCUCACUUGGUGGGACUUCAUGUAGAGGAAGUGGAGAUUCAUCGGUCAUUACAGAUGCAGAGACGUCUAUACAGGAAAUGAAGGAUAUCCAUGAACUUAAGGAUCAGAUACAAGAUGUUGAGGCCAAGUAUACGCAAAGCCUUAAAGACAUUAAGGAUUCCCUGGCAGAGAUGGAGGAGAAGUAUCGGAAAGCCAUGGUGUCCAAUGCUCAGUUAGACAAUGAGAAGUCCAAUCUGAUGUAUCAGGUGGACACUCUAAAAGACUCACUGAUGGAACUGGAGGAGCUGCUUGCUGAGACUCGCCGAGAGUUUGAGGAGAAGAGUAAGGAUCUGGAGCGAGAGAAGCAUGCCCACAGUAUACUGCAGUUUAAGUUCAGCGAACUGGAAGAAACACUGAAGCAAAGUGAAGAGCUUCUUACUGAGAUACGUCAAUUACGCCUCAGACAAGACGACUUUGUUAGGGAGGUCUCUGACCUGCAGGAAACUAUUGAAUGGAAGGAUAAAAAAAUUGGGGCCUUAGAAAGGCAGAAGGAGUAUUCUGAUGCCAUUCGAAAUGAGCGAGAUGAGCUCAGGGAUGAGGUGGUUCAGCUCAGAGACAUUUUGAAGAAACAUGGCAUUGUCCUCGGACCUGACUUAAGCACCAUUAGGGAAGUGGGAGACGAUGUGACUGAUGGAUCAACUUGCACUGAAGUAAAAGAGGGGAGCAGUGUGCUAGGCACUCAGGAAAUGCAGCUGGUUAGAGGUGAAAAUGUAGGUGGCUGCAGAGGAGGCAAAGACCAACACCCAAAGGAUUUGGAUCAUGGAAUGCAGGGGAAUCAUCUGCCACCACAUGCAUAUGGCAGUUCUUCUGAGGCUCCUUUAGCAACACAAAAUUACAAUGAGCAUCUUUGGAAGUAUUUAAAUAAUGACUUAAAGCAAAUUCAAAAUAAUGUUGAAAAAUCUCAGAAUGUCGUUUUUGACCCUGAGGAUCUAAUGUCAACAUCAAGGUUUAAGGAUGAAGUUAAAAAAGAGAAAGAGGUUGUAGGGGACAACUCACAUAAAUCAGGUAAAUUUGGGGAGCUAGAGCCUGAUCCCCUUACUGAGGGACCUGAGAUUGCCGAUCAGAAUAAGAGCUUAAUUUCUGUUAAAAUCACUGAGGUAAUAAAAGAGGGAAAUCCUGGUUUCGCCAAUUAUGCAUGUGAGGUACCAUUGGUAUCCCCAGAACAUGGAUAUAAACCAGCUGAAACAGUGGUUGGAGAUGCUCAAGACAAAAAAACUGAAGAACAGUCAAGAAGAACAGAUGAAAAAGUGCAACAGUCCAAAAGUGCCAGUAUUCCCAGCAAAAAGAAGAAAAAGAAGAAGAAAAACAAACAAAAACAGAAACAAUGUUGUGAUGAAAAAGAGGGCAAUACAGAGUCUCAGGAAAAGAAUGAAAACCAACUAAAAACGGCUAGUCCAGUCCAGAUAAGGGAGACAAAUCCAGAAUGUAACUCUCAGUUCGUAGAACCCUCAGAGGACAUGGUAGUAAAUGAACAUAUCACAACUAAUUUGGAUGAUGAAGGAAUGAUUCAACCACUAAACAAAGGUGUAGAUUGUGUAAAACUACAAAGCCCUGAGUCAAGAACUGAUGUUGCUUCCAGUUGUGGUGUUUUCCUGGAGUCAUCGGACAAGACAGAAAAUUCUUUACAGGUUAAAAAUGAGAAAGAAGAGACCCAGGAGGCAAAUGUGUCAGCAGAACUAAAAACCGAUGACCAGAUCGCUCGUCUUAAUGAAAUGAAACAUGAAUCUGUCAAAGCAGUCAAAGAUGAAAAGGCAACUCAAGGGGAUGUCCAGCAUGGAUGUUAUAUCACAGCUGAUGACGAAUACCUAAAGCCGUGCUUUGAAGAUUUGAGUGGGAAUACCCUGGAAAUGAAUUACAGUAGUGCAGAAAUGUCUACAGACAGCUCUUCAAUUAAUAAACAAUAUCAAGUUAUGACUGCAAUAAAACUUCCUGGAGAGGACAAAGAAUAUCAAGAGCCCACAGAUCCAGCUCCGGAAUCCAAAGUAGAGGAAAAUGUGGUGGAAUGUAGAGAGUCAUUCGAACGUCAUGGUACUGUUUUGGAGGAAUCAAGUGUUAUGCCAAACUGUUUCUCUGUGAAAACAAAUGAGGAGGUUAUUGGGUCAAAAGAAAAAUUGCAAGAAAAAAACAAGGCUUGGCAGGAACAGGAAAGUGAUCCCUGUGCCACUGGUCAGGAGCAGACGGGUAAGAACAGUGAACCACAGGAAAUUACAGAUGCUCAAGAUGCAGAUACAGAUGCAGCCCAAGAACUACAGAUAUAUGAGCAGGCCAAUGAAAGGUCUGAAGGGGAACAACAAACCUCAAUCAAGAGAGAGGGCUGUUUAACACAGGAUCAGCUAGUCAAAACAGAAGAAAAAUAUCAUGUACAUCAGCAACAAGACAUACCAGAAAAUGAAGAAGAACAUCUAGAAAUUAAGGAUACUGAGCACAGUGCUGAUACUGUUUUGGAGGAAUCAUUAAGUGUUAUGCCAAACUGUUUCUCUGUGAAAACAAAGGAGGAGGUUAUUGGGUCAAAAGAAAAAUUGCAAGAAAAAAACAAGGCUUGGCAGGAACAGGAAAGUGAUCCUUGCACCACUGGUCAGGAGCAGAUGGGUAAGAACAGUGAACCACAGGAAAUUACAGAUGCUCAAGAUGCAGAUACAGAUGCAGCCCAAGAACUACAGAUAUAUGAGCAGGCCAGUGAAAGGUCUGAAGGGGAACAACAAACCUCAAUCAAGAGAGAGGGCUGUUUAACGCAGGAUCAACUGGUCAUAACAGAAGAAAAAUGUCAUGUACAUCAGCAACAAGACAUACCAGAAAAUGAAGAAGAACAUCUAGAAAUGAAGGAUACUGAGCACAAUGCUGAUACUGUUUUGGAGGAAUCAUUAAGUGUUAUGCCAAACUGUUUCUCUGUGAAAACAAAGGAGGAGGUUAUUGGGUCAAAAGAAAAAUUGCAAGAAAAAAACAAGGCUUGGCAGGAACAGGAAAGUGAUCCCUGCACCACUGGUCAGGAGCAGACGGGUAAGAACAGUGAACCACAGGAAAUUACAGAUGCUCAAGAUGCAGAUACAGAUGCACCCCAAGAACUACAGAUAUAUGAGCAGGCCAGUGAAAGGUCUGAAGGGGAACAACAAACCUCAAUCAAGAGAGAGGGCUGUUUAACGCAGGAUCAGCUGGUCAUAACAGAAGAAAAAUGUCAUGUACAUCAGCAACAAGACAUACCAGAAAAUGAAGAAGAACAUCUAGAAAUUAAGGAUACUGAGCACAGUGCUGAUACUGUUUUGGAGGAAUCAUUAAGUGUUAUGCCAAACUGUUUCUCUGUGAAAACAAAGGAGGAGGUUAUUGGGUCAAAAGAAAAAUUGCAAGAAAAAAACAAGGCUUGGCAGGAACAGGAAAGUGAUCCCUUCACCACUGGUCAGGAGCAGACGGGUAAGAACAAUGAACCACAGGAAAUUACAGAUGCUCAAGAUGCAGAUACAGAUGCAGCCCAAGAACUACAGAUAUGUGAGCAGGCCAAUGAAAGGUCUGAAGGGGAACAACAAACCUCAAUCAAGAGAGAGGGCUGUUUAACACAGGAUCAGCUGGUCAAAACAGAAGAAAAAUAUCAUGCACAUCAGCAACAAGACAUACCAGAAAAUGAAGAAGAACAUCUAGAAAUGAAAGAUACUGAGCACAGUGUAGGACGAGAGAGUGACACAGGAAACAAUUUCCAGAACCUUGAUAAACCACACUCAGAAGUGGUAGAAUUAGGUCUGAAGGCCAUUGAUUCCAUUAUCCAAGGAGGAGGUCAGAAUUUAGGAGAGCACGCAGUUCUAACUGGGAUAAAUAAAGAAGAUUCAAAGAAAGGCUCCGAAACUGAGAACAAGAAAGGGAAAGGCAAGAGUAGGGAAGACUGCAAAAUGUCCUAGUACUAUAGCUAAGGGUAUGGUGCUUGUUUUCUUAACCUUUUCAUAAAGAGUUUCAAAGCCUCACUCCAAAGGUAAUUAACUUAAGAAGUUUAUAGUACAUAGUAGUACACAAUGUUUUUUUUCCCAGCAUUUUUUUAAAAGUCAAGGGUCCACCCAUAUGUUGUAGAACCUAAUUCAAGUCUGAAGCUAGGCAGAAAAUAAUAGAAAGCAUUUUACUUUUGUCAGAAAUGUAUCUAAUCAGGUAAUUAAAACACUGAAGUGUUCUUUUUUUGCACUUUUAAAAGUAUGGCUAACAGAAAAAUGUACUCCACUCUUUAUCAGCAUUGCAAAAUAUAUCUGGCAGUCGACACACAAAACAUCUGUCAGCUUAUAUGCUAAGCUUGUGUUUGCCUUAUUGAAACAGUGACUUCUUUAUUAAAUGUUGCUAAUAAUAUUUAACCAGAAAGCUUUUUCUAGAAAUGUGACUUCUGAUGGAUAGGCUAUCUCUCUCUUUCAGUCUAACUGCCUUUAAAUUUUUUGGUGACUGCUUACUUUUGAAAUGUGUGGUCCUUUCUGUAACUGAGGAUGAAAUUAUGAGCAAGACUACACUGCAAUGAAAGAUCAUUUCAGGGAUUCAACUUGCAGUGAAUGGUGUGUAGUCACAGGCUCUUAUGAUUGCUUAAAUAUUUGUUGCUUUUCAUUUUUUUUUUUUCUUUCUUUGUUUACGUGAAUGACCGAUUAUUCAUGUUCUUGUGGAAAAUAUUCAUCAUUAAAUAAUUUGUAACUUAAACUGUCCUGGUUUUGUUUUUUUUAUUAAAAUUGUAAAUAUGCAGAACGAUGUUAUGAUUGUGAAAAGAACACUGCUGCAUGAAGCUGCAUUUUUGAUGCUCCAUGUUUACACCUGAAGUUUCCACGCUGUCCAUCCUCACCCUUCAUCCUCACCCCAUUUACCUUUCCAUUUGCAUGCCCUGAAACCUUCCACCUUGCACCUGUGUAAGUUUGCUUUUUUUUUUUACUUGGAAAGGCAUUUUAUAACUGAAAAUGUGGUAGUCAGAAAAUGCAUGUGGUUUCAUUACUCCAUAUCAAAAAUCAAAGGAAAACUGCUGUGCUGUUCUGCAGGACAGGAGUUUUGCAUAGAUGUUUUAAAAAUGUUAAACUUAUCAAAUAAAUAGAAUAGAGGAUAUUCCUUAUAGAGGAUGUGUUAUCUGUUUAUAUAAAUACAAAUAAUACUGGGCUGCCAUAAAAGAGAGGUAUGAAAAUGGUUAAGUGAACAUAUUAAACUACAUAAAAUCGGCACUGACUGUAUUAAUAUGUAUUUGCAUUUGUUCUAAUAUUAGUGUUUUUCUGAGUAAAUAUAUGCUAACUGCCCAAUUAAAUAGCUUUUUAAAUGUAAUUUUCUCUG
Colossoma macropomum (tambaqui) is the source of this 6670-nucleotide messenger RNA. It is a transcript of the gene lrrfip1a, whose product is annotated as leucine rich repeat (in FLII) interacting protein 1a. Lineage: Eukaryota; Metazoa; Chordata; Actinopteri; Characiformes; Serrasalmidae. Gene Ontology annotation, biological process: regulation of transcription by RNA polymerase II. The transcript is spliced from 20 exons. The coding region runs from base 604 to 5289 and encodes 1561 amino acids. Gene Ontology annotation, molecular function: RNA polymerase II cis-regulatory region sequence-specific DNA binding; DNA-binding transcription factor activity, RNA polymerase II-specific. The record is from RefSeq and is a predicted model, not a curated record.